UUAUGAGACGUCUUCAAAAAACCUAUAAAACACCUCUUUAAAUUUCACCAUCCCUUAAGCGAGAACCUCUCGAUUCUUGUCAUCUCCAGCACUUCUGAAAACACUCAGACAACAAUGCAUUUCUCGACACUCUUCGUGGCUCUCACCACAGUGGCCUGUAGCCUCGCAGUUGUCGCCAAUCCGACGUCAGUUCAGAGCACCUCUCUCACGUCCCGCGCCGACUGUGGUACCAUCAAUGGGAACUGCUACGAUAACGGCUGCGACGGGGAUAAAUCCUCUGACGGCCUGCACUGCAUUUCCGGGCAAUAUGCUGGAUGUCCCUGUGGGUAUGGAUGCAACAAGAACUAUGUUGGCCCUUGUGAUGCGUUUGGGUGUGAUGGGGUGGGGAAUGUGUGUACGGGGACCUACAGAGGAUGUUCUUGUGUUGACGUUUAAGAUCGUUGAAUCUGAGUUUUUGGACCGACACCUGAAUUUAUUUCGCCUUGCUAUAGGAACUUAAAUUCAGUACUAUUUCAUUCAUGAUGUUAUGAAGAAAGCUCACGUUUGAUAUACGGAAAUCAAACGUUUUUCAUUCACCUUAUAAUCCAUUGUUGAGUUUAUGAAGUUUAGAACUUGAAUCAACAAAGCAUGUCGGCGACAA
Lentinula edodes (shiitake mushroom) is the source of this 640-nucleotide messenger RNA. RefSeq lists its product as uncharacterized. The record is from RefSeq and is a predicted model, not a curated record. The transcript has 3 exons. Lineage: Eukaryota; Fungi; Basidiomycota; Agaricomycetes; Agaricales; Omphalotaceae. The coding region runs from base 115 to 435 and encodes 106 amino acids.